Messenger RNA from Orbicella faveolata, 1050 nucleotides. Its product is annotated as sorting nexin-12-like. Gene Ontology annotation, molecular function: phosphatidylinositol-3-phosphate binding. Gene Ontology annotation, biological process: endocytic recycling; late endosome to Golgi transport. Gene Ontology annotation, cellular component: retromer complex; early endosome membrane. The record is from RefSeq and is a predicted model, not a curated record. Lineage: Eukaryota; Metazoa; Cnidaria; Anthozoa; Scleractinia; Merulinidae.
UUGACCCAAAAUGGUACAUACACCCUUUUUGCACGAAAGCCUUAAAAAUAUUAGGGGUUGGAAUGCACUACCACUGCCACCUGGACAUUAGAUGUUGCAAAACAGUAAACAUUUUAAGUCUGCACUCUUUGAAUGACUGAGGACCUAUUUUACUUACCUAUUUGUUUGUUUUUCAUUGUCCAGUUACUUUGUACACCGCACAAUUUUAGUAGUUUGCAAACCUGGGUUGCACUCGGGAUGAGAUGGGAAACAGUUGUCCUGUAGUAAUUGUUAGAUCUGUUGCUGGGCGACAUGUAUAUAACAAUAUCCCUACCUUAUUUGCAUUAUGCAGACCUGUCACAAUUUCAAUAUUUUUCUCCUAUGGCAGACAAAUCUCCCAGUUUUUAAGGUCAAAGAGUCAUCUGUAAGGAGACGGUACAGUGACUUCAAAUGGCUAAGAAGUGAAUUAGAAAGGGACAGCAAGAUUGUGGUACCUCCUCUUCCUGGCGAUGCAUUAAAGAAACAAUUACCAUUCAGAGGAGAUGAUGGAAUUUUUGAAGAUGAUUUUAUUGAAGAAAGAAGGCAGGGCCUAGAAGCAUUUGUCAAUAGGUAUGAACAAGUUUAUAACUCUUGUAUAUUAGACUCAAAAUAUUUGUAUGCAGCAUUUGAAACACAAGAGACAUUAUCACAUCUCCAAAUAGUGUGGAGGGAUAACAAUGUCAUGCAUGGCAGAGCAAUUUUGACAAACUUUGAAGUGACAGUUUGGAAAUGUGAUGAUACACUUUUUGAGUCAUUUAGAUAUAAAUCUUCUCCAUAAAAACUAAGGUAAACAUAAACAAUCCAAAAAUAUCAAUGCUAACUGAGAACACAGUUCUAAUUAGUACUCUUGGCUCUCUUAGUCAUGUAAAGGUAAAGGCAGAGUCUGUAUAUGAGCAAAAAGGCCCAGCAGGUCAUCGCUCAGCUCUGGUUCUAGUGGCAUGAAACAACUAGGAGUAUUUCAACUCCCCCCUGGCUGGGAUGCUAGUGCAUUGUGGGGUUACCCCACAGCAUUAAAUUUGCCAGUACCCAUUU